CAUUAUUUAAGUUUCAAUCCAACGGUUCGCUAAAAGUAUGUCCCGAACCGCACUAUUCCGGGCGCAAAGACCUGCCGGCGCUCAGACCAGAGACCCGAAUGACCAGUAUUUGGUUCACUUCAAAGCGGGCAAAAUGAUCCGCACCGGCACUACGGUGAGUCCAGUGAAGAACCGCAAAGGACUGGUAUAUCUACACCAAAGCGACGACUCUUUGCUACACUUUUGCUGGAAAGACAGGGAAACCGGAGCUCUGGAGGACGACCUGAUCUUAUUCCCAGAAGAGGCUGAGUUCAAGCGAGUGGUUCAGUGCACGACUGGCCGCGUGUUUGUCCUUAAAUUCAAGUCCAAUCCGAACCGCUAUUUCUAUUGGAGUCAAGAGCCGAACUCGAGAGCCGACAAAGACGACGAAUUGGUGGCCAAAUUCAACCAAUACAUGGGUCACCGGCCGGCACCGGCAGCUGCCAGCGGUGGUACUGGUGCUGCUGCUGCAGCUCCUGCUACUGCUGGUAGUGGUGGUGCGGUUCCGAUCAAUGAUUUGCCAACACAUGAUGAGGUGAGGGCCGCUCUCGAGGGUAUGCCUGAGCGAGAAGUGCAGGCAUUGCUCGCCGCUCUGGACAGUCCAUCAGCCGAAUCGGUCGUCCAUAUUGAACGCCUGUUAGCCCGAGUCGAGGCCAAUCGUGCGGCGCGUCAAACGUCCGGUACUUCAACUCACGGCACGGCUCCGGCAGCCGGUGGACAGCCAACAGCUGCUAACGGUUCGGCCACUAAUGGAUCCCAAAUACAGGUGUCUCAGUUGCAGUCAGCUAUCAAUAACGCUAACCGUCAGCCGUUUACCACUCAGAGCACAGCACCUGUAGAACACGCGUCGCCGCCAGCGGUGGCCAACGCCUCGACGGCUACUGGAUCUCAAGUACAGGCGCCCCAAUCGCGUCAAACACCCGGCGCUUCAGCUCACGGAAAGGCUGCGACCGGUGGACACCAAUCGCCUCCAGCGGUGGCCAAGGGUUCGGCCGCUAAUAGAUCCCGAAUAGAGUUGUCUCAGUUGAGGUCAGCCAUCGAUGACGCUAACCGUCAGCCGUCUGCCACUCAGAGCACAGCACCGGUCGGACAGCCAUCGAGUGAUAAUCCACCGUUGGAUGAGUUGCGACCACUGCUAAGUGACGUGGCGUUCAUGCGUCGGGUCCGCCAGACAUUGCCCGCCGGCACCAGUAGUGGUCUGAGUCCAGCCAAUGAUCUGUCGGCCGCCAUCCGGUCCCGACAGUUGGGUCCAGUGGUCCAGGAGUUUAAUUUGGGACAGGAAUGUGUCGCCGCGGCCAAUGCUGGAGAUGUGGAAAACUUUGUGAACGCAUACAAGAAGUUGAGAAACACUUCAAAGAAAUCCAAAUCGACUGACAGUAAGAAAAGCGAACCGAAGGCUAAGAAGAAGGACUGAUAUUACAAAUCAAUGGUUUGAAUC
Molecule: messenger RNA, 1456 nt
Organism: Medioppia subpectinata
Lineage: Eukaryota; Metazoa; Arthropoda; Arachnida; Sarcoptiformes; Oppiidae
Source: the annotation of a GenBank genome assembly